AUGACAAUAUACAGACAUAAUAAAAUGAGGCACAGUAGUUCUUGGCCCGAUCGAGCACCGCAAAAAGUGAAGGUGCGUGUUGAUCCCUUAUCUCGUGCCUUUACAAUUAUCCCAACGAGUCGCGAGACGGUAUAUCGAUUGGAACAAACUGCACCGCGAUCUAAUUGCCUGGAAGAAGUCAUCUUUCUAGAUCGAUGUGUCCCAGGAGUAGUCACAUCCGUGAUGAUAAAACGAAGAUUAAUCGACGGAAGGACAUCUAUAAAUAAGAAAUCCGCGAAUUUCUUUGAGAAUUCCGAUGUAACUAACGAAACGAAGAUCAUAAAAAAUACGAGUCGAUAUUUCAUGCCACGCAGUCUUUCUUUAAUCGAGACAACUGCAACUCAUCAAAACUCGGUCAUUGUGUUAGAAGAAAACAUCGUCCGAAAUCCAUUGAAAUGUAAAUCAGACUCGCUCGAAAAGAUUAAUAAUGAAAUAAUGACGCGAGAUAUGAAAAGAAACUCCAUUUCAAGAACUACAUCAGAUAUAGACUUUUCAAAAUUGCUUUCGAAAAAUGUGCAUGUUGAGGAAGGAAAGGAAGCACUCGCACAACUGAAAAAUAAAUCUCCUUCAUUUGCAGAAACGAAUGCUUUUGAUGUCAUAGUAAAUAUUGCAAAUGAAAGUCAACACACAGUUAGUAUCGCGCAAACAAAUCAUUCGCAAAUACGAGAAACAGAUGAGAUGAGAAAAAAAUAUCAAACUCUGGUUUCGCCCACAUCCUCAACGAGACACACAUCUUCGCCACCGCAUAUCAAAGUGGUGGAUUAUGACGAUUAUGUGACAUCCAUGUCAUUUUCAUCGAAGAAUGAUCUUCAUGCCUGUCCAAAGUGCAUGUCCGAGGGUGUCCUUCGCUCGCAGAUCGAUCCUUUUCGUUCCCCUUCGCAGAACAAGAAAAACGAUGCCACCAACGCGCGUGGUAUUCGAAGCGAUCUGGUCGGACGCGAAAAAAAGGAAGUCGAGAAGUAUCAGAGCAAAGAUAUCUGGUACGCGGACCGCUUAAUCGGGGAAGCAAGAAACGUGGAUAAAGAUGACAAAAAACUGCAGCAACAAAGAAAAAAUUACGACUUGUCGCCAUUGCGACCGGCAAUGGACUUCAGAAAGGAGGCUACUCUGAGACGGCAUUAUUACCCCGAGGGAGGUUGGGGAUAUGUCAUUGUCACGUGUUCGGUAUUGGUGCAUUUCAUCGGGGUGGGUCUGCAACUCGCCGCUCCCGGAUGCUGGCAUAUAACAGCCGAAUUACAAUUCCGACAUCCCCCGUUACACAGUGCAGGAUGGUUGGGAGCAAUGUCGACGGGUGUCGCCCUGCUCGUGUCGCCGAUUACAAUAGCAUUUUGCCGAAAAAAAAGUACAAGAGUAACAGCAGUUUUGGGUGGUCUUGUUACCGCCCUUGGCUGCCUUUUUACUUCCUUCGCUUCACAAUUUCAUCAAUUAUUCUUCAGCUACGGCACUGUCGUUGGGAUUGGGGUUGGAAUGACACGAGACUGUAGUACGCUGAUGGUAGCUCAAUAUUUCAAGAGGAAGAGAGAAUUGGUUGAAAUUUUUAUCGUCUCAGGAAGCGGCUUAGGUAUAGCAGUUAUGUCUGCUUUUAUAAAAGGAGCAAUCACUAAAAUCGGAUGGCGACUUGGCCUUCAAGCUGUCACGGGAGUGGUCUUUCUCACUUUUAUUCUCGGCACUUUUUAUCGUAGCGCUUCACUGUAUCAUCCUCAACGAAGAGCAAUUUUACACUUGAAAAAUCAAAAACGCAAAAUAAAGGACAAAAAUAAACCCACUGACAAACCACCGUUUUUCGAUUUUAGCACUUUGAAAAGUAAAACAGUGCGGAUUCUUUUAGUAUCUACCAGUAUUUCGGCAUUCGGAAUCAAUACGCCGAUAUUUUAUCUGGCGCAUCAAGCGGAAGAAGAAGGUCUUGGUGAUACUGUCGUCCUACUACAGGCUUAUCUCGGGUUAGCUUGGACUCUUGGCUGCGUAGCUUUUGGACUUCUAGUCGUUCAUCGCAACGUUGAAUGCAGGAUAGCCCGCCAAUAUCUUACACAAGCAGCAGUCUUUGUGUGUGGACUUUGCAUUCUUGCUCUUACCGCCGUUCAAGGAAAUUAUCACGGAUAUGUUAUGUUCGCAUGGAUUUACGGCAUCUUUUGCGGCGGCUAUCAUUACAGUCUGAAGAUGUAUACAUACGAAAGAGUAAGAGCGCGGAACUUUGCCAGAACGUGGGGUUUUGUUCAAUGCUCUCAAGCGAUACCAAUUGCAAUCGGAGUACCAAUAUCAGGAUAUAUAAAUGUAGGUUGUGGUGGUAAGGCUGGCUACUACUUCAGCUCGACAUGUGUUCUGGUUGGCAGUUUUACACUCUUCUUCAUUGAUUUGCAUAGAAGAAAUUUAUCAAGACAUAAACACACCAGAGCUAAUGGUAAAAAACAUAUAUGCUCCUCGGACAGUUGUCCUCAACGACGAAGAUUAUCGUUCAGUCAAGAACCUAAAAACGAGGGAACUCACGCCGCUGCUGGAGCAGCCGGAACGACGGCUGCAGCACUCAUUCUAGGGACCGAUAUUGCUCCAGCACAAGGUGAAGGGAUAGACGCUUUAGGAAUAGAUAAACCGGAACUCACGUGUAUCUCGGAGGAAGGUAUAGCUGACAUGGAUUUACCUGAUAAUUUACUGGAAGAUUUCGAUUAUAUAGGCGAUUGUAUAACUUCGUGCAACAAGGUCGAGAACUAUCUUAUGCUCUCAGAAUUCGAAAACAAUCUGAUUGCUGAGAUGCCAAUUAUUAUGGAUCGUUGUGGACGCAGAUGGUCCCUGGGCCGAUCCAAGACAAAUCAAUCUAAUUGCGAUCAGAUUAGUGGCGUUCAAUCAACAACUAAUGAGCAAGAUGUCAAACCGAAAUGGCGUUUCAUGAAUGUACCACCUAAUACUAACACCAGAACAAUUACUGUUAUUGACGAAGCUAGUACAUAA
Molecule: messenger RNA, 2982 nt
Organism: Atta colombica
Lineage: Eukaryota; Metazoa; Arthropoda; Insecta; Hymenoptera; Formicidae
Exons: 8
Coding region: 1-2982 (993 amino acids)
Biological process (GO): transmembrane transport
Molecular function (GO): monocarboxylic acid transmembrane transporter activity
Source: RefSeq, a predicted model, not a curated record